Eutrema salsugineum is the source of this 528-nucleotide messenger RNA. RefSeq names its product 50S ribosomal protein 6, chloroplastic. Gene Ontology annotation, cellular component: ribosome; chloroplast. The transcript has a single exon. The record is from RefSeq and is a predicted model, not a curated record. Bases 22 to 351 code for a protein of 109 amino acids. Gene Ontology annotation, molecular function: rRNA binding; structural constituent of ribosome. Gene Ontology annotation, biological process: translation. Lineage: Eukaryota; Viridiplantae; Streptophyta; Magnoliopsida; Brassicales; Brassicaceae.
ACUGCAGAAAGAUAAGGAACAAUGUCUGUGUCGGCGAUCUUUGGCACCGGAAUCGUCACCGUCGCUGCUUCUCCGUCUCUCCGCCAAUUUCAGGUUCCGAAAUCGGGGAACGGAGGAGGACUGGGAAUGGUGAUAGAGUGUUCGUCGAGGCCACAGAAGAAAUCGACGGCUCAUCACAGGAAGACGAGGCCGAAGAAGACUCAGCCUUGGGACAUUAAGAGAAAGCCUACCGUUUAUGCUCCUCUUCCUCCUCUCCCUCCGGAUUGGGCUCCGCUAGCACUUUCUUCCGACGACGGUGGUGCCGCCACCGCCGCUUCUCCUGCCGGAGAUUUGGUCUCAGGCGCCGCCUAAAUAUGAGUUAUCUGCUGGUCUGGUUGUAAUCUUAGUUUGCGAACUUUUGUUGGUGUUUAUUUCUGUUAAUGUGUUUCAGUAUUCUGCUUGUCUGUUUCUUCUCAUGGAGUUUGUGUUUGAUUGGUGAAUGAAUGGACCAAAAUGCAAAUUCUUAAAGCUUCAAGCUUUCCUCUGUUU